Molecule: messenger RNA, 789 nt
Organism: Choloepus didactylus (southern two-toed sloth)
Lineage: Eukaryota; Metazoa; Chordata; Mammalia; Pilosa; Megalonychidae
Product: probable E3 ubiquitin-protein ligase DTX2
Exons: 1
Coding region: 1-789 (262 amino acids)
Biological process (GO): protein ubiquitination; Notch signaling pathway
Cellular component (GO): nucleoplasm
Molecular function (GO): ubiquitin protein ligase activity
Source: RefSeq, a predicted model, not a curated record
AUGGAGAAGCUGUCCGUGGCAUCUGGGUACAGUGACGUGACCAAUAGCAAGAUCAUCGGGCCCAUGGCCGUGGGCUGCCUCACCAAGUACAGCCAUGCCUUCCACGGGCUCUGCCUGCUGGCCAUGUACUGCAGUGGGAACCAGGAUGGGAGUUUGCAGUGUCCUUCCUGCAAAACCUUCUAUGGAGAGAAAACCGGGACGUGGCCCCGGGGGAAGAUGGAUGUCUUCAAGUUCCAGUUGUCCCUCACUGGCCAUGAGGACUGCAGGAUGAUACUCAUAGUUUACACCAUUCCACACAGCAUCCAGGGUCCCAAAUAUCCCAAUCCCAGAAAGCUGUUCACCGCCAGGGGGUUUCCCCACCAGUGCUACCUUCCAGACUACGCCGAGGGCUGCAAGGUCCUAGAGCUCCUCAAGGUGGCCUGGAAGAGGCGACUCAUUUUCACAGUGGGCACAUCCAACACCAUGGGUGAGGCGGACAUGGUGGUGUGGAAUGAGAUCCACCACAAGACAGAGACGGACUGCAACAUAACAGGCUAUGGCUACCCCAACCCCAACUACCUGCAGAAUGUGCUGGCCGAGCUGGCCACUCAGGAUGUCACCAAGGACUGCCUGGAGCAGCAGUGGCCCACUCUCCUGGCUGGCCCUGCUCCCUGUGUGCCCCAACCCUGCCCCUGCCAUGAGUGCCCCAUCCUCCCCAUCGCUGCCAGGACUGUCCCUCAGACAGACGGACAGGGAAUUCCCCUCCUGAGAGGAUGCUUGUGGCAUGGGGCCUGCUCCACCUCAGGCUGA